Messenger RNA from Coccidioides immitis RS, 693 nucleotides. RefSeq lists its product as uncharacterized. Bases 1 to 693 code for a protein of 230 amino acids. Lineage: Eukaryota; Fungi; Ascomycota; Eurotiomycetes; Onygenales; Onygenaceae. The record is from RefSeq and is a predicted model, not a curated record. The transcript is spliced from 4 exons.
AUGGCAAUGAUCUUUUCCAUGGUUUCCUUAGCAAGCAGUGACAGUCGGGUUGAUUCCAUGGUUGAAACCAAAGACCCAAAAAUAGGCAUGUCAAAAUCUGUAGCAAUGCUAAAAAUAAACCAAAUUCACCUGAAACUCUUAUUUUUGGCAUGGCUUACUAUUUUUAGAAGGGAUACCUUGAUUGACAAGGAGCAAGAUAUGCCCGAGUUCUAUUCAAGGCAUCUAGUCACAGUUGUGAUCACCCAGCUCUUCUCAUACAUGGUUGGCAAGGGUGUGCAAAAUAGAUAUGUUUGCACUGGAGAGACAUUUAUCUUUCUUCAUAUUCCUGAUAAGCCAUCCAUCAUUCAAUAUGCUGUGUGUGUGCCAAAUCAGGAUGUUCAUAAGGGCUUUGAAGAGGAUUUUGAGUGUACUGCAGUCACAUGGGUGGUUGCAUUUACCCUGCUAGCACUGGCCAUGCCACCAUCAUUUCAGGAGUGGCAUGAUGUGGUGGCAGAGCUUGAUGUCUGGCCAGUUGAAUACAUAGAGGUUCUCCAGCAGACCCCAAGCACCAAACAGCUGAAAGAUUGUAAAACCAUACUUGAAGAUGGAGUACAUUAUCUUGCUGGUCUCCUGAGUGAAGAUAGCCAGACUUGUAUCAAGGAGAAACAGAAAGGAGAAGUAUCAAGUAGAAGGCAAAAUGGACAUCAAGAAUGA